CCCACUGUGCACCGCGACUGUUUUCAGUCGAAUAGGUUAAUUCCGUUACGUUUCAUUGGAUUUCAAAUCUAGUACUUUCCGUUGGCGGGAGGGGGCACGUUUAUGGCGGAAUUUAAAUGUUACGUGGAGCGUUCGCUGGCUCGUCGGUAAAGUUAAUUUAGACGAUGCACUGUUCGACGGGAAUUUUUGAGAUUUAUCGAAUUCAAACGAAAUAGUUGCCGAGUUGAACGAGCUCGUUGGCCCUCUGUGGUUGUGUGCGGAAGAUAUGUUUCAGUUGUGCUGCCUGCCGCCUAACCUCAUUAACGUCGAUCGUUUCCACAUGACGAGUUUGAAAAAAGAAUAGCAGAUCUGCAGACCGCAGACGCCAUAUAAAAAAUGGGACACACGUAAAACUUUCGUGGAUGAAAUCUGGUCUGCGAAGGAUACAAGUAAAGAAACAAACGAUACGUGAUGGACGUAAAUGGGCCGAACGGUAUGUAGGUACUAGUCGGCGUUCAAAAAGGAGCAUCACUCCAGGAUAGUUCGAGAAUAAGACAAUGUUACAGGCAGGUUUCAGCAGGUUCUUGUAUUGAACGAAACCCCGAUAAAGAUAAACAAAAAAAAAAAUGCUGGCAAGUCGAAGCGUAAUGCUCGUAUCUUCGAGACUAUUUUCCCGUAGGUCCUGGCGUAACAGAAGCCUUAAUUUGCGGCGAUAAAUGAAGAGGACGAGGAGAGCCGAGGUGGCAUAAAUGGAUCGUGACUUCUUUGCCAAUCGGUUCCGUACGUGAUACAUUCCUCCGGUUAACAAGAACCACCGCGGAAUCGUGUUGGCCGGCGAGUCGACGGUCCGGUUUUACGACGGAGGUGUCAAUCCCAUUAUGUCUGCCGGGUGAUCCGUUCGGUUACCGUCAGCAAAUCGAAUCAACAGGUUCCUCGGAAAAUAGAAGAAGCCGCGAGAAGCUCGACGACUUCGAGCGGCCGGGUAUAAGUCGGGAAACGGAUACGAAGGAAGGUAGAGAGAGACGGAGAGAGAGAUAAGACGGAGAGGACUCGUAUGGCAGUCGAGGCAUCACCGGAGGUAUCGCCGGCUACGGAGUGCGCGGGAUUCACCGAGGAUCCGCGUACCAGAUCCAUCGGUGCUGACGAUGGACGCAGGUUGAAUCCUUCGAAAAUCGAGGAUGACUGGCGAAGGUCCGCGGAACAGGUGGACAUUUCGGUGAGAUGUUGAAUGAGGAGAAGCAGAAGAAGAGGAGGAGGAUGAAGAAGAAAAGGUCGAAGAGGAAGAGCUUCGUCCCCUCGGUGCCCGCGUCUCGUUCAGCCAACGGCCCCCGCCGCCCCUCCGCCGUGUACCGGCAGCCGUCGUCGACGAUGAUGGUAAUGGUAAAUGGCCCAUGGAGAGGCUCUCCAGUCCGCGCCUCCACUGGAAACGGGAGCACGCCACGUGAAAGUAGGAAGGGGAGGCUAUAGCCGGACCGACGUCGCUUCGUGCGCCUCAGUCGUUCGUGGACCUCGAAGGACGAUAGAGGUCGAAGAGGGCACUUCCUCCUCUCCUUCGUCACGGCGCCAACACCGCACCGCCAAACACACCACACCACACCACGCCACGCCACGCCAAGCGGACCAAGUCGUGUCUCUCCUUUCUCCGGCCGGCAACUCGCAUCGCGCGCCUUCAGCCUUUUAUCCUCCUCGACAACCGGUGGCGAACGAGAGAUCACGAACGCCCGGCGCAAUAAGAUAAUCGUUCGCAGACGUCCGCCUACUGCGCACCAAGAUAGUUGUCUUUGUAAAACUUAAACGUCGCCUCCGUCGUCGUCGUCGUCGUUAUCGCCGUCGUCAGUCUUCGACGCCGCUGUCUUCAUUACACCCGCCGUACAACCGACCGACCAAAGGAUCUCCGGCCAGAGCACCGUCGACGCCUGACCAAGGAUGAUGCACCGUCACGUUCACCUCGUCGUCGGGAUUGUCCUGCUGUGCUGCCUCCAAGAUUUCGUGACCGGCGCCUGUCCCCGCAUAUGCCCUCCAGGCGGCGAGCCGGUGUGCGGCAGCGACGGUGUGAUCUACGCGUCGCAGUGCGAAAUGCGGAAGAAGAUGUGCGGAAAAGGCGUGACCGUGGCCACGGAGAAGACGGCUUGCCUGAGGUCGUCCGGUAGCAAGUGCGAGCACCGUUGUCCCGGCGAUCAGGACCCAGUUUGCGGCACGGACGGUCGCACUUACCUGAACAAGUGCAUGCUCAGGGUCGAGAUCUGCCGCGUUGGCAUCGAACUGUCCCACCUCGGACCGUGCAACAACAUAUCCGCGCAUCGGGAGAACUGUCCCGUGUCCUGCGACUUCGCGCCGCUCGACGGACCGAUCUGCGGGAGCGAUGGGAACGUUUAUAAGUCCACGUGCCAGAUGAAGCUGCUCACCUGUGGGCAAGGCGUAGUGCGUACCAAUAAAAAGCACUGUCAAACGACGAGACACUGUCGUGAAUCCUGUUGGCGCGGUGCCAAGCCGGCCUGCGGCAGCGACGGCAUCCUCUAUUCGAACACCUGCAAAAUGCGAGCGAAGAACUGCGGCAAGCACGUGUUCGAGGUGCCGAUGUCGUUCUGCGUGUCGCGGGAGCGGACGUCCGGCGGACAAUCGAACGCGUGCCCAUUGGACUGCAAGAACGAGCUGGAAACGCCGACCUGCGGCUCCGACGGCAGCAUCUACAGGAACGAGUGCGAGAUGCAGAUGCUUAAUUGCGGGCAAGCAAGGCGAAAGGUGAGCGUGGUGGACUUCGAUAAGUGUCAGCCGCGUCUGAACAAGUGCAUGAAGCAGCAGCAGCGAUGCGGUAACGAGAUGGACCCAGUUUGCGGCAGCGACGCGAACACGUAUCCGAAUCAGUGUCAUUUGAACGUCGCCGUUUGCCUAAAGGGCAUUCAGCUGGCUCACGUCGGGGAGUGCACGACCUUGAAGGAAACCGAACAGUGCCCCGAAGACUGCAGCGAGGUGGCCGAGGAACCAGUUUGUGGAAGCGACGGGAACGUUUACCGGUCCCUUUGCCAUCUGCAGCGCGAAACGUGCGGUCAGAGGGUGGUUCAAGUUCCGGCGCAACAUUGUCGUACCACGGCGCUCUGCAACCAGGUCUGCAGCGGGGAGCGCCAGUUUGUUUGCGGUUCCGACAACAAGUUCUAUCGCAACGAGUGCGAGAUGAAGAGGGACAAUUGCGGGAAACACGUGUACGUGGUGCCAAUGAAGAGAUGCGUGCAGGGAUUCCUGUUCCGCGGCUGCCAGAAGAUCUGUCCGCCGUAUUACGACCCCGUUUGCGGCACAGACGGUAUGACGUACAGCAACGAGUGCUUCCUCGAGAUCGAGAACUGUCGCAGUCGGAGCUUAGUCACGAAGAAGUACCACGGAGUGUGCGGUCAGCCGACAGAGGAGCCCAAGAACUACCUGUACUAAGCUGUAGAAAAGAAAACCACUCUUCCGAACAUCGCCGACUUUAAGACACUCCUCGAACGGACUGUUCAAAGAUAAGGAAAAACGACAGAAAAAAAGCGAAAGAAAGAAAGAAAGAAAGAAAAGCGAUCGGAAUCAAGUUCCUUCGAGUCGAUCGAUCUUCGCGCAAGACAAUCCCCGCGACGACCAAACACGAAUCGCGUAACGAACGGAAUUCCCCCAUUAUCCUGGUCGCGUUGAAACGGAAUUCGUUGAACGUAGUUCACUCGAUUGUUUAGUGAAUAUCUCUUGCCUAAUCGAGAAACAACAUUUUUGUCGAACGACUCACGGAGCAUGGAUGCUCCUGCUCGAACGCGAAACGGAUUUCUAACGUCCUCGUGAUCGAUCGUGUCCUGAUCGUCGAUUAAUCCUGCGAUCAUUGAUUCCUCUCACGAAGGAGCUGAGUUUCAGCGUCUCCUAUUGGCAUUCGUUUCUUUCUUUUUCAUCGGUAAUCGUGAACAACGGAGGAUUAAUCGGCGAACAACCGCGAGAAUCUUCCCUUCGAUCACCGAUUAUCGGGCCAAGACUGUAUUUCGCGAUUGUUCACGAGCACCGCGCCGUCAUUCUGUAAUUUAUUCACGGGAUUCCGGCGUUCGAUCGGAUAGAUCCGAGCCGGGAAUCCCGGCAGACCGGUCGCGCGCACAGCUCCCCUCGAUACCCUUCGCCACGGUACGAUCAUUCUUAUUUAUUCUAGUAUUAUUAUUAUUAUUAAUUAUCCCAUCGUCUUUGCAUCAUUUCUCACCACUUUUAUCGCUACCGCUGCAGUAACACGACUGUCCCCGUGAUCCCCUUAUUCUAAUCGCAAGGGACUAUUCCCCCUAUCCAGCUGCUGUAUCGACCCUCUGACUGCGUGAUGUGUGUUCAUGUUACAAUUUUUAAUCCUUAUCAUCGUAUUCUUAAUUUAUUUAUCGGACAUGCGACAAUCCCUUUUUUUUGUUCUUUGUAUCGACACUAACACACGUGCUUCGAAUGUCAAUAAUAAACUAUAAUAUACAUAUAUUUUAAGGUAAACGUUGUCUGUGGUUCAAAUUUUCAAGCGAAAGUGAAACGAUUCUCUAGGGAAACGAAUAUGAAAGAAUUAACGAUGAUCAGUAACAAUAUCUUUUCUCAUGAACAACCGUCGAAACUUACUGUCAAGUAAGUUCUGUGAGUUUAACACGUUGAAUGCCAUGUGGGUCACCGGUGACCCUGAAUAAAAUCGAAUUACUGUUCAUUCGAUUGAACGAUUAUUCGAAAACAUUUCUA
Messenger RNA from Nomia melanderi (Alkali bee), 4683 nucleotides. RefSeq names its product serine protease inhibitor dipetalogastin. The record is from RefSeq and is a predicted model, not a curated record. Lineage: Eukaryota; Metazoa; Arthropoda; Insecta; Hymenoptera; Halictidae. Gene Ontology annotation, cellular component: extracellular region. Gene Ontology annotation, molecular function: protein binding.